Messenger RNA from Parascedosporium putredinis, 1077 nucleotides. NCBI's taxonomy places the organism in Eukaryota, Fungi, Ascomycota, Sordariomycetes, Microascales, Microascaceae. The record is from the annotation of a GenBank genome assembly.
AUGCCCCCUUUGAAGGUGGCUAUCAUUGGUGCUGGGCCAGUUGGCUGUAUCCUCGCCCGCCUUCUCUUCAGGGGUGGCGUGGACGUUAUAGUAUUUGAAGGCGAGGCUUCUUUCAACUUUCGGGAUCAGGGUGGCACCCUCGACCUCCAUACCACAACCGGUCUGCUUGCCAUGAAGGAAGCCGACCUCUGGCAAGAAUUUCUUGAGCACGCGCGCUACGAAGGCCAGUCGAUGGUCAUUGCUGAUAAGCAUUGUAAAGCCUAUCUGAAGAGAGCGCCUUCUGGAGCGGCAGACAAGUUGGAAGAAAGGCCUGAGAUUGACCGCGUGACGCUGAGGCGGAUUCUUCUCGAGUCACUUCCUGCGGAUAUGAUUAAAUGGGGUCAUCGUCUCGCGGAAGUUGAUGACAACAAGGUUCUUCAUUUUAUGGACGGCACAACUGCUGAUGGGUUUGAUUUAAUCGUUGGAGCGGAUGGUGCGUGGAGCAAAGUUAGGGAUUUUCUCGACCCCCACCUUAAGCCUCAAUUCGCCCAAGUGGGUAUGUUUGCUUUUAAAACAGAAAACCUGAAGGAUACGAUUCCCGAUGCUUACAGAUUUGUCAACCAUGGUAGCGUCUUUUCCCACGCUGAUGGAAUUCGAACCUCGAUGCAAGAGCUCGGCGAUGGUGGGCUCUCAAUGAGCGUGGCGUUCGUUACAGACUCGGAUAAGUGGAUGGAUCCGGCUUGGACUUUAGAGGAGGCGCAGCAGGAGGCCCUCAAGAAACUAGAUGGCUGGGCUUCUGUGUACACGGAGGGUAUUGCUAAGUCGGAAUCUUUCAUGGCGCGCUCCCUCUAUCAACUACCCGUAGGCUCUAGCUGGGUGCACCGGGAAGGGGUCACGCUAGCUGGGGACUCGGCGCAUUUAAUGACACCUUUUGCUGGUGAGGGCGUUAACAUUGGGAUGGAAGAUGCCCGCAUAUUAGCCACCAGGAUUCUCGAUGUUACGAAAGGAGACAGCAAUAUGACGACUCUCAACGAGCAGGUUCAGGUCUACGAAAAACUUGUUUGCCAGGGCCAAAAUGACACAGAGACUGACAGAUGA